CCGGUUUCCACGCAGGCAGUUAAGUCGAAAAGUAGCCCAUUGGAAAACAAACAACGAAAAUGCCUGUAUCCAGUGCUGUGUCAUCUGUGCUGUCCCUCACACUGGGCCUAGGACUUUUUGCAGGCAUGCAGAUGUUCAAACAGCAGUUAGCAGCAACAGAGUACAUGACAGUAAUCGGAGGAUUCAUGGGAAGCUGGUUCUUUGUUUUCCUGUUAACUGGUGUUAGUAAUCUGGAAUCAACACUUUUUGGACAGGGAUUUCAAGCAAAGCUAUUUCCAGAAGUGGGAUUCUGUUUAGUGGUGGCCAUGUUUGCCUCAGGUCUGGUCCAUAGAGUUUGUGUAACAACAUGUUUCAUCUUCUCUAUUGUGGCAUUAUACUACCUCAACAAGAUUGCCCAGGCACGAUUUGCUCCAGCACCAACACCAGUAAAGGCCACUCCAGCAAAGAAAAAGAAAUAGAUGCACAUAAUCUCAUUGUUUAAUCUUCAUUACAUUAUAAUUUUAGCAAAAAAUAAUAAAUGUAUUAUAAAAUUAAA
Ylistrum balloti is the source of this 535-nucleotide messenger RNA. RefSeq names its product keratinocyte-associated protein 2-like. The record is from RefSeq and is a predicted model, not a curated record. The transcript is spliced from 5 exons. NCBI's taxonomy places the organism in Eukaryota, Metazoa, Mollusca, Bivalvia, Pectinida, Pectinidae. Bases 60 to 458 code for a protein of 132 amino acids.